This is a messenger RNA of Oryza sativa Japonica Group (Japanese rice), 1440 nucleotides long. RefSeq lists its product as uncharacterized. Gene Ontology annotation, molecular function: protein binding. Gene Ontology annotation, cellular component: endoplasmic reticulum. The record is from RefSeq and is a predicted model, not a curated record. Lineage: Eukaryota; Viridiplantae; Streptophyta; Magnoliopsida; Poales; Poaceae.
AUACUGUCGUUCAACCCUUUUCCAGUUCAUACGUACAAAAGAAAACGAAAAUAAGUCAAAGGAGGAGGCGCAAAUCGUCUUCGCUUCUUCGGCCUUGGAACGAAACGAAUCUCCGCAGAAGCAGAACGCAUCCAAUCCAAUCCGAUCCAAAGAUGGCCGCCGCCUCCCUCCUCCCGCUUCUCCUCCUCCUCCUCGCCGCCGCCGCCGCCGCCUCCGCCUCCGCGCGCCACGUCAUCACCUUCACCCCAGCCCGCGGCGUCUCCCCCGCCUCCCUCGCCUGGGACCCCACGGCGCAGCACUUCGUCGUCGCCGGCGGCGGCGAGGCCGUCCUCUCCGUCUCCGACGCCGGGGUCACCGAGUCGAUCGCGUCCCACCGCGGCGCCUCCGCCGUCGCCGUCGACGACCGCCGCCGCCGCCUCCUCGUGGCGUCCCCGGGCUCCGUCUCCGCCUACGACCUCCGCACACCGCGGCCCCACGCGCGGCUCUUCUCCGCCACGCUCCCUGACCCCGCGGCGCCGCCGGGCGGCGUCGCGGUGGACCCGCACUCCGGCGCCGCCUUCCUCACCGUGGGCGCGCGGAUCUACAAGGUGUCCCCCGACGGCGACCUCGCGGCGCUCCCCCCCUCGCCGGCGUACGGCGGCCCCGACCCGCUCGCCUCCCUCGCCGCGCACGUCAGCCGCGGGUUCCUGCUCGUGGGCCAGCCCAGCACGGGCCGCCUCCUCCGCGUCGACAUGGAGGACGGCGCCGCGCGGGCCGUGUCGGGAGCCCUGACGCCCCCCUCGCCGGCCGCGGUGGCGGUGCGGAGCGACGGGACGGUGGCGGUGGGCGGCGGCGCCACGCUGCGCCUCGUCGGCAGCAACGACGGGUGGUCGUCGUGCGCCGAGCGCGACGAGGCCGAGCCGGACGGCGGCGCCGCCGCCGCCGUGGCGGCCGUGGCGGUGAGGGAGCGGAGGCGGGUGUACGCGCUGGUGGCGGCGGCGGACGCGGAGAAGGCGGCGGCGUGGCGGAUCGAGGAGGUGUCGUGGAAGAAGGAAGGCGAAGGGGAGAUGGUUGUGGGCUUCGUCUUCGUCGGCGUCGCGCUCGCCAUCUUCAUGUUCUGGAGGUUCCAAAUGCGGGAGCUCGCCGGCAGCAUGAACAAGAAGAUCAGAUAGUAACAGCAUUGCAAUGCUCUGAACUCCAAAUUGUUCUAGGAUAUUUUUGAUUUCUGGUUGAAUUUAGGAGGAUUUUACUUGGUUUUGUUGCGCGACAGUUGGUACAGACACUUGUAGAAUAGAAAUUUUACUCAUCAUCGAACCAUGAAUCUAUCUACGACGACAGAAGAGGAUAGUAGAAAUGAUCCUGGUUUUCAGUUGUUUAUUGGAAGUACACGAUGUAGUAGAAUUUGAUCAAAAGGCUGUUACGGUUAUCUUGGUUCAUGAAUGCAAAGUGCAGUUCACAUCA